This is a messenger RNA of Salvia miltiorrhiza (redroot sage), 1180 nucleotides long. RefSeq names its product protein S40-6-like. Bases 243 to 869 code for a protein of 208 amino acids. Lineage: Eukaryota; Viridiplantae; Streptophyta; Magnoliopsida; Lamiales; Lamiaceae. The transcript has a single exon. The record is from RefSeq and is a predicted model, not a curated record.
UCUGUUUAUAGAUGAAUAUCACACUCGCAUAUAGUAACAUAUAAGCUCACUGAUUUACUUUUUGAGUCGCCGGAAAAUAAGAUUCCGGUGAACUCGAUAGAAAAGUAAUUUUAUUGAUACUGAAUUAUAUACAUAUAGACAUAUAGUUUCUUUACAUUUUUGGCCUUGUGAGGAAUCAAGAAUAUUCCGGCGACCAACAGGCCAAAAACAUCAAGAUUUUUUGGGCUUAGUUAUUUUGAUAAAUGGCCAAGGGCAGGAAAUUAAUGACCACCAGCCGCAGCGAAAUGUUUCUAGGAAGCUUCUGCUACGAUCAAGGUGGCGCAGCCGCCGUCAACGGUGGAUCGGAGCUGGACGAGGAUGAAGUUUGGUCCAUUGUUGACGACGCAGUCAAAGGGGAAAAUCACUCAUCUGGGGGCGAGUGGAGCUCACACGCCGGCGGCGGUUACUUGAGUCGCCUCCCGCAGCCUCGUACUAGCCGCCACCAGCGCCGCCAGAUUGGUGGCUUGUCAUUGGCCUUUGAUGAUUCGGGCAGGGGAUCUUCACCGAGCAUUGUGCACCAAAUCCGCGCAAAUGACAGCGUGGCGGAGUCUCCACAUAGACGCCAUCUCGCCACAUCGGCUCCGGUCAACGUGCCCGAUUGGUCAAAGAUCUACCGGGUCGACUCGGUCGAGUCGUUGCACGACUCGGACGAGGGAUUGAUUGAUAAUUCGGAAGUUGUUCCACCGCACGAGUAUCUUGCUCGUCAAUACGCGAGUAGCCGGAAAAUGGCCGCCAACUCGGUGUUUGAGGGCGUCGGUCGGACGCUCAAGGGACGGGACCUGAGCCGGGUUCGAGAUGCGGUGUGGAGUCAAACCGGGUUCGACGGCUAAUUAUAGUAAGGUUUAAAUAGUUUAUGCGAGUUUUUAAUAUUUAAAACUUUAAAUGAUAAUUAUUUAAAGUCGGAGGCAAUGAAUCAAAUCGAGUGAGUUCACUAGGAAGCGAUUGAGCCCAAAUGAUAAAGCUUUGAAAUUUUUUUAUAGUUUCUCUUGUUCAUAUAUGAUUGUAAUUUGGUGUUGUUAUCUUCUGCAUCAUUCUUUUUUGGUUUUUUUUUUUCCUAUUAUUAUUCAAGAUAUGUGUAUAUUAGUUCUAAAUGUAAAAUAUUUGAUCUUUUUAUAUAUAUCAUGAGCCUCAUUUACAAAAA